Messenger RNA from Dioscorea cayenensis subsp. rotundata (Guinea yam), 1560 nucleotides. Its product is annotated as protein NUCLEAR FUSION DEFECTIVE 4-like. The coding region runs from base 1 to 1560 and encodes 519 amino acids. Lineage: Eukaryota; Viridiplantae; Streptophyta; Magnoliopsida; Dioscoreales; Dioscoreaceae. The transcript is spliced from 2 exons. Gene Ontology annotation, cellular component: membrane. The record is from RefSeq and is a predicted model, not a curated record.
AUGGGUUACCCCAAGUGCUCCAUGUCUCUGCUUUCAUGGCUAAGUUUGGUGGCCAUCAUCCUGCUUCAGUCCAUCAAUGGCACCAACACUGACUUCCCUGCUUACUCUUCUCAGCUCAAACUACAUCUCAACAUCUCGCAAGUGCAACUCAACAACCUUGCAGUUGCAUCUGAUGCUGGUAAACUCUUUGGUUGGAUCUCAGGCACCGCUGCAACUUAUCUUCCAUUACAGUUAGUUCUUUCCAUUGGUGGAACUCUUGGUUUGAUAGGCUAUGGCAUUGAAUACCUAUUCCUAGUUAACAAGAUAUCUCAUAUCUCCUAUUUAGAGGUCUUCAUGCUUAAUAUGAUGGCUGGAAAUAGCAUCUGUUGGAUUAACACCGUGUGUUACCUAGCAUCCAUGAUGAAGUUCCCAGUUGAUAAUGCCAUAGUGGUGGGACUUGCCACAAGCUAUCAAGGUUUAAGUGCCAAAGUCUACAUCGCCAUGGCUCAAGUGAUACGUGGAAACAACAAAGACCCUAGCAACAAGAGCAUAUACUUGUUGCUAAACUCGGUGGUGCCCAUGUUAUCUAGUUUGAUAUUGAUCCCAUUCUUCAAAGAAACAGAGCCAGCAGUGUCUAGGAACAGAACCGGUCUUGUGAUUUUGUUCAUGAUAGCUUGUUUAACAGGAGCAUAUGCUGUAGUGGAGACUAUGGUCAGUACAAAGAGAGUGUUGUCAUUCAUGUUAUUAAUCAUGGUGAUGUUGGUGUUUAUGGUGCCAUUGAUGAAGGUUGCAGGGUGGUUGAGAGAGAGAGGAUGUAAGCCAGUGAGAGUGGUUGGGGAUGUGCAGAUGAGUUCAGUGAUGGUGGAGAACUUUGGUGGUGCAUCAUCAAUGGAGGGAGAGGAGGCUGAUCAGGAGAUUGGAAUAAAGGUGACAAGGGUUGGAGAUGAGCAUGGGGUGAGGGAAUUGAUGAAAAGCUUGGAUUUUUGGCUCUACUUUGUGGUGUAUUUGUGUGGACCUACAUUGGGAUUGGUGUAUGGGAACAACUUAGGCCAGAUUGCUGCUUCACGUAGUGUUUCUGAAACUCUUCUGGUGUCCAUUUCUUCUUCUUUUGUUUUCUUUGGCAAGCUCAGCUCUGCUCCCUUGUCAGCUCUCUCCAGCAGGAGUAGAUACAUGAUAACAAAAACAGCAACAGUGGCAGCACUAAUGGCACCAAUGCCAUGGUCCUUCUUCUUGGUUAUAAAUCCUAGUAAGGCAUGUCUUUUCAUAAGCACAGCCAUGGUGGGCAUGUGUUCAGGGGCUAUUACCUCCAUUGCUGUCUCCAUGACCUCUGAAUUGUUUGGACAAAAACACUUUGGUGUGAAUCACAACAUUGUGGUGGCAAACAUUCCCAUAGGUUCAUUUCUCUUUGGCUACAUAGCUGCAUGUAUCUAUGAUGUACAAGAAAGGGAGCAUGGUGUCUGCAUCGGAAGCAAGUGUUUUCAUAAAACUUUCAUUGUGUGGGGCUCUAUCUGCUCUUUAGGGGCCAUUCUUAGCUUUGUUUUAUAUUUUAGAACAAGACAAUUCUUAUUGAAAAACAAAUGA